Condylostylus longicornis is the source of this 1208-nucleotide messenger RNA. RefSeq lists its product as uncharacterized. Bases 237 to 1151 code for a protein of 304 amino acids. The transcript is spliced from 5 exons. NCBI's taxonomy places the organism in Eukaryota, Metazoa, Arthropoda, Insecta, Diptera, Dolichopodidae. The record is from RefSeq and is a predicted model, not a curated record.
AUUGUAUGAGAAAUUAUCAAUAACAAUAUUAAAUAAUUUUAACAAAUUUCGGGCUAAAAUUAAUUAUUAAAUUCAAGUUCAAAUAUUUUUCAAGAAAAAUAUUAAAUAUUUUCUUAAAUAAUAAAAAGUAAAGUUAAUAAUUUUAAGUGUAAAUAAAAUUGAAGAAAGACCAAAUAAAUAUUUUUUAUUCUUGUUAUUUUUCAACAAAGCGUAAAAUUUUAAAGAAAUUUUUAAUCAUGUGCAAAUUAAAUUCAAACUUUUCUCUCAUACUAAUAUUUUGUUAUCAAUUUCUUAAUAUUAUGAAUGCUGAAAGUUCUAUUCUCAGAAAAAGCUCCAGUAUUACAGAGGAAAAUAAACAGGACACAGCCAGUAACUAUAAACCUUCAACAAUGAAUGAAAGUAAUGUCAUUAUCAGUUAUCAUCGUCAUCGUAGCAUACGAGAUAUUAAUAAUUUUGAAGAGGAUGAAGUUGGAUGGACCAAUAUAAAUGAACAAGUCGAUAUGACAAUUCCAUUGAUAUUGUCACAUUUUCAAGAACUUGGUAUGACACAUUUUAAAUUACCAGAGGUUAAGGAAGGCAUAUCAAUUUCACCACUAUUUUUAACAUAUUCAGCUGAAUUAACGUUAUUUAAUGGUGCUGUAUACAAUAUUGAAGGUAUCUAUAGGUAUGGCAAUGCAAUGAUGACAUAUCGUGAUAAAGCUUUUCAAGUUCGUUUAAAUUUGAUUAUUAAGAAAUUACAGUUUGAAUAUGAUUUUAUUGCGAAAGCAAUGAUUGUCAGUGUAAUGGGUGGUGUUGUUGGACAUUUGGAAGAUAUUAUAGUAUCAUGUGAUUUUUCAGUAGACGUAAGAGAUCCUAUUUUACAAUUGAAUGAUUUUCAAAUUGAAAGAUUCGGAAACAUCAUUGUUCAAUUAAAUCAUAAUCGAGUUGUUCAAGAGCUCAGUACAUUUGUUUUAACUCCGAUUACAAAUUUAUUUCGAGAUCGAAUUACAACAACUAUAUCAGAAGAUAUUAAAGGAACAAUACAAGAAACAUUGGUAGAUUUUAGUAACAAAGAUCAAUUAGGUAUUAAAAAAUUUACAAGACAAGUAUUAUCUGGUUUAAUUAGAGCAAGUUUAAAUUCAUCAGAGAAAUCUAAUGAAGAAAAAUCUUAGUUUUCAAAUUGAAAUUUAUAUUGUUUUUAUUAUGAAAUUUAAUUUGGUGUGAUAUAU